Molecule: messenger RNA, 2571 nt
Organism: Naegleria fowleri
Lineage: Eukaryota; Heterolobosea; Eutetramitea; Acrasida; Naegleriidae
Exons: 4
Coding region: 1-2571 (856 amino acids)
Molecular function (GO): protein binding
Source: RefSeq, a predicted model, not a curated record
AUGACCACUCGAACGAUCGAUGAAAGCCUUGAUCUCGACUCUCUGCUGAAAGGAAAGAGUAGGUAUGAACAACCGUAUGAGUCUUUUGAUUUCAUGAUCAAACAAAAAGAAUUAAAUUUUAAUGACUUUGGAGAAGAUACCUUGCAAGGAAUUGGCAACAGAAUUAUUGUGGAUAAUCUGGAUGAUUCAUGGAAUCCAGGAAAGGACUCGGAGCUUGAUCCAAGAGAAAUUUAUAUGAAUCACUGUUCAAAACUCGGAAUAGAUCCAACAUUUGAAUUCAUCUUUGCAUUGAAUGAUAGAAACAUCAAAUCCUGUAUAUUAUCCAAUAGGAAAAAGCUAUUGACUGACAAGGAUAUGAUUUGUAUUGCAACAGCCUUAACAACAAACAAACAUAUUACAGAAUUAGAUAUUAGCGAAAACAACUUUUCAGAAGAAUGUUCAGUAUGCCUCGGGGACAUGUUGAAAAGAAACACUGUACUUCAAAAACUAGUGUGUGGAAAUAACAAAUUGGGAGAUGAAGGAAUUUCUUACAUUUUUCAAUGUAUUGGACGAAAUCCUUUCUCAUCAAUGAUUCAUUUGGAUAUGAAAGGAAACAAAAUUAUUAACAGCUUGUCAAGUCUGAAUUCUGUGUUUUCUUCAAACAGAAUUCAUACUCUCAACCUUCAAAAUAACUUGAUUGAUGAAUCAGGUGCAUCUCUUCUUGCAUCGUCUCUUUUGAAUAAUUCUUCUUUGAAAGUACUCAAUUUACAACAUAAUAGAAUUGGUGAUAAAGGAGCCACACAUUUCGGGAAAAUGUUGGCCUCCAAUUUCAGUCUUCAGGAGUUGGAUAUUGGUUCAAACAGAAUUGGUAUUGAGGGUGUCUCUUCAUUGGUGACAGGACUCAAAAAUAACAAAUCCCUAUUGAAGUUGAAUCUUAGAUCAAAUAACGUUGGAGAUCCAGGAGCUUAUAUGUUUGCAAAAUCAUUGGCUUUAAACUCCAAUGCACUUGAGGAACUUUAUUUAGGAUUCAAUGGUAUCAGUGUGGAUGGUGCAAUCGCUUUGGCUAACAUGUUAAAAUCAAAUAAUCGAUUGAAAAAGUUUGAUAUUCAAGGAAUCAUGUUAGAUUUAAGUUCUAUGAAGAUUAUUUCCGAUUCCCUCAAAGAAAAUAAUUCACUCUUAAAGUUGUAUUUAGAUAUUGAUAGUGAUUCAACAAAAUUAGCACCUCAAGUUGCAAAAACCAUUUCUGAAGCUUUGCAGUCCAACAAUACUCUUCAGGAUUUAAUUAUUGGAGGAGAUAUGGAUUUUGAAGAAGCUUUUAAUCCAAGAACAAGUAUACCUCAAUCUUCUCCUGCUCAACCCUCUCCAAGACAUCAUUUCAUGUUGAAAGAGAGUAACAACAUUCAUACCACACAGAGUGCAUUUAAAAAAUCGGAAGUACAUUCUUCAAUGGAAAGUUCACCCAGAAUGCAUGAUCGUCACCAUUCAAGAAGUUUUAAGGGAAUGUUUGAUGAUGUUUUAGAGGAUGGAGAUAUUUCUGAUUUUGAAAGUGAACCUGAAAAUAUCAAAUUACCUCAAAUAAGAUCACCAGCAAAGAAGAAUGAAACGUCUAUUAAUCAUUAUGAAUCUGAUUCGAUCAAGUAUCAAAAGCUCAAUGAAGAUCGAUUCGAAAGAUUAGAACAAUUGGUGUUUUCAAUUCAAAAAGAAACAAGAGAUAACAUGAGCAAAUUGAGUUCACAAUUGAGAGAGGAGAUUGAUGGAGUUCGAUCUUUUGCUCUUAACAUGGUUGAUUCAUCCCUUAAAUCUUAUCACAAAAAUUUUGAAUCCAUUCUCGAACAAUAUGGAACACGUUUGAAUUCACACAAUGUGAGCCUCAACAACAGUGUUGCUGAUAAAAUGGCAUUGAACACAAGUGCAAGUCAUUCGUUGACCAUGGCCAGAGAGUCCUCUGCUUAUUUAGAGCAAUUAAAAGCAGAGUUAGAGACAAAGAUUGAAAGUGUACUGAGAGAAGCGGAAGAAAAACUGAACGGUAGAAUUUCAGAUAUUGACUACAGAUUUAAUCAAAGUAUUGCCACUCUUCAUAAGAGUGUGGAUGACAAACUUGAAAGACAACAAAAAGUUAUCGGAAGAAUGACUGAAGAGCAAAGAUGGAUCGAAGAGGAAGGAAUUAAACUCCGAGUGGAACAUGAAGCCAAAGUUGAAACCAUGAUCAAGACUCUCAAAACAGAUCUGGAACAAAUGGUUGAAGAAACAAAACAUCAACAUAACACAAAAACCAGUGCUUUGGAAAAGAAGAUUGACGAUCUGCAAAGAAAAGUUCACGAUGAUGAAACAAUAUUGAUCUCCUUGAGCCAAGCGAAAGAUGCAAAGACUAAACCAUCCUCAAGCCCAAGCUCCACUCAUCAUGUCAGUAGUAGCAAAUCCUCACCAAAAUCAACCUCAUCAGAUGCAACGUUAUCCCAAUACAAUUUAAUUCAAGCUCUUUUAUCUAAAAGCAAGGAAGUGCUGGAAAGGCAAAACAAUCCAACCCACAAUAGCAAAUCAAUUGAAUCGCGGCAUGGUCGUCCUUCAACUCCUGCAGAAAGAGAAUACUAA